Guyanagaster necrorhizus is the source of this 669-nucleotide messenger RNA. RefSeq lists its product as uncharacterized. Bases 1 to 669 code for a protein of 222 amino acids. The record is from RefSeq and is a predicted model, not a curated record. Gene Ontology annotation, molecular function: structural constituent of ribosome; RNA binding. The transcript has a single exon. Gene Ontology annotation, biological process: translation. NCBI's taxonomy places the organism in Eukaryota, Fungi, Basidiomycota, Agaricomycetes, Agaricales, Physalacriaceae. Gene Ontology annotation, cellular component: ribosome.
AUGGAAGAAAAUAACUUUGACUUUGACGACCCAAAAGUCCAACCCGUUCAAACAGACUUGGGUAGGUCGGCUCCUGAGAUAUAUGAACGGACCGGCAUAUCAAAACGCUUCAAACUACGUGACCCCAGUAUCCACCUAUACAGGAUCACUCGCCGGGUCAUCCAGCAGACAGGUAAAGGACGGAUACCGAGCAUGCAGGUCUUCACGAUCAUUGGGAAUGGGAACGGAUUGGUCGGGCUUGGUCGGGGUACCCACGCUGACAUGUCGCUCGCCACCAUUAAAUCGUACUCUCAGGCGAUAAAAAACAUGGAUUAUGUGGACCGGUUCGAAGACCGGACAGUGUGGACGGAGGUAGAAAGCAAGUUUGGUUCAACGAGGAUCCUGAUGCGACCACGGCCACUAGGGUUCGGGCUGAGGUGUGGACCGACGCUGCAUCGGCUGUUCAAAGCUGCAGGCAUCAAGGAUAUCAGUGCCAAGGUGUGGAAGAGCCGGAACCCGAUUUUGAUUUUGCAGGGUGCGCUGCGGAUGCUACAGAGUGGGCAUAAUCCACUGGGUAUGGGUGAUGGUGCUGGGGGCCCGGGGAGAAGGAUGCAGAAAGGAGCGGGCAUUCGCAGUUAUGACUCUGUGACGAGGGCUAGAGGUAGAAGCAUGGCUGGGUUGACGGUAUGA